Molecule: messenger RNA, 3579 nt
Organism: Histoplasma capsulatum G186AR
Lineage: Eukaryota; Fungi; Ascomycota; Eurotiomycetes; Onygenales; Ajellomycetaceae
Product: leucyl-tRNA synthetase
Exons: 4
Coding region: 1-3393 (1130 amino acids)
Biological process (GO): leucyl-tRNA aminoacylation
Molecular function (GO): ATP binding; aminoacyl-tRNA deacylase activity; leucine-tRNA ligase activity
Source: RefSeq, a predicted model, not a curated record
AUGGCGGCUGCCGCUGUUGCAGCUGCAGCGCUGGACCCCAGCAAUAGCGCCAAAAAUACAUUGAAACUUGAAAAUACGGACAAAAGAGACACCCUUAUUGCAAUUGAAAAGAAAUACCAAGCGCAAUGGAAGGCGAACAAGGUUUUCGAAGUCAAUGCCCCAUCUAUAUCCGAAAUCCCCCCUGACUCUAUCACCGCCGCCGGCCUGCGGGAAAAGUUCCCAAAAUUCUUUGGCACCAUGGCAUAUCCAUAUAUGAAUGGAACUUUACAUGCCGGCCACAGCUUUACCGCCAGUAAAGUAGAGUUUAUGGCGGGGACUGCUAGAAUGGAGGGAAAACGAGCUCUAUUUCCUCUUGGUUUCCAUUGCACCGGUAUGCCGAUCAAAGCUUGUGCCGAUAAGCUGGUGGACGACAUUAAAAAGUUCGGGAAACAUUUUGAGAGAUAUACCGACGAAGGGGAUGAGCCCGACGAAGCGCCCGCUCCGACUCAGGGAACCAAAGAGGACCUGACCAAGUUUUCUGGGAAGAAGAGCAAGGCCGCGGCCAAGUCUGUGAAAAUGAAAUACCAGUUCCAAAUUAUGUUGGCUUUGGGUAUACCCCUUGAAGAAGUACAUAAGUUUGCCGACCCUGCCCACUGGCUUGAAUUUUUUCCGCCAUUGUGUGUCAGAGAUCUCGAUAGUAUCGGAGCUAGGAUCGAUUGGCGGCGUCAGUUCGUGACCACGGAUGCCAACCCUUAUUACGAUGCCUUUACCCGCUGGCAGAUGAAUCGCCUCCAUGAGCAAGGGAAAAUCUUGUACGGAAAUCGAUAUACUAUCUAUUCACCCAAGGACGGACAACCGUGUAUGGAUCAUGACCGGACUGAAGGUGAGGGAGUUGGUCCACAAGAAUACACCGCUUUGAAACUUAAGGUCAAGGAAUGGUCGCCGGCUGCCCAAGAGCUCGUUAAGGGGAAGAUUGAACCCGACGCCAAUGUGUACUUUGUUCCUGCCACCCUACGUCCCGAGACGAUGUAUGGGCAGACAUGUUGCUUCCUUGGGCCUAAAAUACCGUAUGGCAUCUACAAGGUCAGCGAGAAGGAAUAUUACAUUGUUACUAAGCGCGCGGCCUGGAACAUGGCCUUCCAAGGCACUUUCUUUAGCAGUGACAAUUUCCCACGAGACCAGAGUGAGCUUCAACCACUAGUGGAGGCCCCUGGCUCCACAUUUGUUGGUACGCUGGUCAAUGCGCCUCUGUCUGUUCAUACUGGGGGUGUUAGAAUACUUCCUAUGGAGUCCGUGUCUGCAACUAAGGGAACUGGUGUCGUAACAUCGGUACCGUCAGACAGCCCAGAUGAUUAUGCAACUGUAGUUGAUCUCGCAAAGAAAGCUGAUUACUACGGUAUUAAGAAAGAAUGGGCUGAAUUGGAAAUCCUUCCCAUUAUCGAAACCCCUUCGUAUGGGAACCUUACAGCACCAACCUUGGUAAAGCAGCUCAAGAUCAACUCACCAAAGGAUGCAGUUCCGCUCGCCAAGGCAAAGGAAUUAGCAUAUUCGGAAGGAUUCUACAAAGGUACCAUGCUUCAUGGUGAGUUCAAAGGCCAGCCAGUUCAAGAAGUCAAAGAGAAGGUCCGUGAGUCUCUCAUCAAGAGUGGCGAUGCGUUCCCAUUUGCCGAUCCUGCAGGCAAGGUCGUCAGCAGAAGUAAUGAUGAAUGUGUUGUUGCAUAUCUUGGCCAAUGGUUCUUAAAUUAUGGGGAAAACGAUCCGCAGUGGCAGAAAGAGACCCUUGAUUAUGUGAAAGGACCACUCAACACCUAUUCUCAAGAAGCUCGCCACGGGUUUGAGAAGAAUCUUGAGUGGCUGAAUCGAUGGGCAUGUGCCAGAACUUAUGGCUUGGGUUCCAGACUGCCAUGGGAUCCUCAUUUCCUAGUCGAAAGUUUGAGUGACAGUACAAUUUACCAGGCAUAUUAUACCAUUGCACACCUUCUCCACGCUGACAGAUACGGAAAGGAACCGGGUAGUCUCGGAAUCAAGCCCGAGCAAAUGACAGACGAGGUUUGGGAUUAUAUCUUCACUAGAAGAGAUCUUGGCGAUGAUUUAAUUCAAUCAACCGGCAUCCGUAAGGAGGCUUUUCUGACUAUGAGACGAGAGUUUGAGUACUGGUAUCCCCUGGAUGUGCGCGUUUCAGGCAAAGAUCUUAUUCAGAACCAUCUCACAUUUUGCCUAUAUAUCCACGCCGCGCUUUUCCCUCGGGAAUACUGGCCACGCUCUAUCAGAGUCAAUGGUCAUUUGCUGCUGAACGGUGAGAAGAUGAGCAAGAGCACUGGAAAUUUCUUGACCUUGAAGGACGCAGUGGAAAAAUACGGUGCGGAUGCCACUCGGAUUGCCUUUGCUGAUGCGGGUGACGCGAUUGAGGAUGCGAACUUUGACGAAUCAGUCGCCAAUAGUAAUAUAUUGCGUCUUUUUACACUGAAGGAGUGGAUCGAGGAGGUUGCCAAAGACAGCUCUCUCCGCACGGGACCUGCGGAUGCAUUCUUCGAUAAGCUGUUUGACAAUGAACUGAAUGUAUUGGCUCGGGAGGCAAGGAAGCAUUAUGCUGACACAAAUUUCAAACUUGCUUUGAAGAGGGCGCUCUACGACUUUACCAGUGCAAGAGAUUUCUACCGCGAAUCGACCACCGCUGCUGGUAUUGGUAUGCAUCGCGAUAUAAUUCUUCGAUACAUCGAACUGCAAGCUCUCCUUCUGACACCGAUUACUCCUCAUUGGUCUGAAUACGUGUGGCUGGAGGUCCUCAAGAAGCCGGAUACCAUCCAGAAUGCCCUUUUUCCUAAUGUUCCAGAGCCAUCCCCAGCCCUUUCAUCCGCUCUAAUCUACGUUCGCACUACCUCCUCAAACAUCACCUCAUCCGAAGCUACCUUUGCCCGCAAACUCUCCAAGGGCAAAACCGUCAGCUUCGACCCUCGCAAACCAAAGAAGUUGACCAUCUUCGCCGCCAAGAAAUUCCCCAGCUGGCAAGAGAAAUAUAUCGACCUUGUCCGAGAGGCGUUCGAUGAAGUCUCCCUCUCCAUUAACGAUAAAGAGCUGAAUGGCAAAGUGAGCAAGUUAGGCGAGAUGAAGAAAGCAAUGCCGUUCGUGCAGGGAUUGAAGAAGCGAUUGGUCACGGCAAAGGAACUGCCGGAAACAGUUUUUAACCGAAAACUGGGCUUCGAUGAGCUAUCGGUUCUUGGCGAUAUGGUUGCGGGUUUGAUCAGAACGACUGGAUGUAAAGUUGUGGAGGUCGUUGCCGUUGAAGAGGGCGGUAAAGCGGGUACGACCUUGGAUGGUCAGCCGAGAGAGGGGCUACCAAAUGUUGCGGAGAAUGCAGUGCCCGGACAACCUACGUUCCAUUUCGAGAAUAUCCCCGAGGCGGGUGAAGUGUAAUUUGUGACCGAGUAACGUUGUUUUCGAUUUAUGAGGUCGCCAUGACGUGCUUUGUUCAUUGCGGGGCUGGGGGUAAAGAAAGGUGAUAGAGAUUUAGAGGGGGUAUCUUCGUUAAGGUCUAUUUAACGUUAAGAGGCAUAGCGUAAGAACAAGCAGAAUAUAUAUUAUACAUAAAUAUUUGACACG